Danaus chrysippus (African queen) is the source of this 522-nucleotide messenger RNA. NCBI's taxonomy places the organism in Eukaryota, Metazoa, Arthropoda, Insecta, Lepidoptera, Nymphalidae. The record is from the annotation of a GenBank genome assembly.
AUGGAGAUGAUGGAACCUACACCGGAGGCAUUACAAAGAAAAUUAUAUUUUCUUUUAGAACAACUACAGGACAUGGCGAGAGAAUUGCCGCCCAAAUACCAAAUGAGGGUACCUAUUGAACUUCUAUCUGGGUUAGCCAACUGUCUUCUUAAUGAUACAGUUUUUGAAAUAGUUAAAGGUUUAAUGGAAAUACAACAUGUUACGGAAAAGCAUCUGUUUCAACAACGUCUACAAAUAAUAAACAAGCAUACUUUAGAGAUUCAAGAAAUGAUAAAUACUACAACUCCGGAGCAACAGGAAUCUAAACGGAAUGUUUUAUUACGUAGACAGAAAGAAGAACUAAAGCAAGCAGAUAUGAAAUUAGUCAUACAAUUGGAUCAAAAGGUCAGUGAUCAGCAAGAUACAUUAGAAAAAGCAGGAGUUCCAGGAUUCUUUGUCACAAGCAAACCAAUAGAGAUUAAAGUGCAAAUGUAUUUAUUGGACUUUAUUUUAAGACUGAGUAAAAUGGAUAUACCGCAUUAA